AGAGGCGAGUGGCUUUUAUUCUCCCAAACUCGUCUCGCCGGUCAGGUGGAUGGAUGAUGUCGUGCGCGCGCCGCGGGAUUAGAGCAGUGCCGCGUCAGAGGCGGAUGAGGAAGGACAAGGGCCGGCUGGAUGGAAUGAGCGGCGGAGGGAUCUGUGUUCGUGCGCUCAGGCCAUCCGCUCUUCCGCCCAGUUUUCCGAUGUGAUUCGUCUGCGCUGAAAAUGGAGUUCGCGUAAAGCAGAUCCCCCUAACUUCCCAGGAAGAAUUCCCAUCGCUCGGCGCGUUCUUCUGACGCAUUCUGCCCCGAUCUUAGACUCUGGUUCCCGAGGAGCGGACAGCAGCGGGCUCUUCGUCCAAAUCGCUGCAUUUCUUCCGAGUGAAGUUGUCGCCUGAUCGGCUCGUGUGGAUUUUCCAAACUCGCUUUCGCUGGGAUUUUGGGAUUUCUGUGGGAUGAGGAUGAGGAAGGCGCCGAUGGUUUCCCCUCUGCGUGUGCUCUAUCGGUCAGACGGGUCGAAGUGUCUCUCUCGCUGCUUCCACACUCCCUUCCCGUUCUGAAUCCAGGGCUCUUCUCGUGCAGCAUGCUCGCCUGCAGAGCGCCUCGCUUCUCCUCAAUCAUGGCCUUUCAGGGUGCUUUCACCGAGAACACGGACAUAUCUGCGCUUUAUUUCCCCGCCGUGAGUGCGAGCUCGAUCAUAUUUUCAGGAUUUGGAUCCCCGUGAGAAAAAAUGAGCGAAGAAUCAAAUCCAAACAGCGAUGAGAGUUAUGCGUGUGUGAGAGCGGUGGUCAUGGGUCGUGAUGACUCCAGCGGCGGCUGGCUUCCUCUGGGUCCUGGAGGGCUCAGCUGCGUCACCGUACACAAGGUCAGCCGGACGGAGGCCGACGGCAGCAGCGGAGCGGAUUUCCUCAUCCACGGAGAGCGGCUCAGAGACAAAACGGUGCUGCUGGACUGCGUCAUCCGGAGGGAUCUGGUGUAUAAUAAAGUCAAUCCCAUCUUCCACCACUGGAGGAUCGGCAGCAUGAAGUUCGGCCUGACCUUCCAGAGCCCAGCGGACGCCAGGGCCUUCGACCGCGGGAUCCGGAGAGCGCUGGAGGACAUCAAACAAGGUGGCGCACUGUACAGCGACACGGACGCUCCUGAAGACGUCUCAUCACAGGAGACCGUGUCUGUCGGUACACCAGUGAGAGACGUCUUCUGUUCUCAUGGUGUUGUGUCCACUGAACCCUUCCGCAGCUCUUACAUACGAGCGCAGCCCUUCGACGAGGCUCUUACUGCCAGCCAGCGGUUCCUGCCUCCACAGGUUUCCUUCAACAGCAGGCGGCACGUGAGCUUUCACAUGGACGAGGAGGAGAUCGUGCGCAUCAACCCACGCAAGGACGUCCUCAUCCGAGGCUACGAGGACUACCGGCACCCGGUGCUGUGGAAGCAGGACCCGGAGCACGAGGAGCCCGACGCCUCCGCCGCCUUCUCCAAGCUGGAGGGUAAGAAGUGUGAGUUCCUGUACGGCGAGGACCCGGAGCGGCACACCGGCGGCAAGGACCCCGUCAAGACGCAGCAGCCGCCGGCCCUCGGCAAGUGCAAGGCGUCCCGCAGGCGGAGAGAGGACGGAGAGCGCUCGCGCUGCAUCUACUGCCGAGAGAUGUUCAACCACGAGGACAACCGGCGCGGCCAGUGCCAGGACGCACCCGACCCCAUCAAGCAGUGCAUCUACAAGGUGAGCUGCAUGCUGUGUGCCGAGAGCAUGCUGUACCACUGCAUGUCCGACUCGGAGGGAGACUUCUCGGACCCGUGCUCCUGCGACGCCAGCGAGGAGCAGUUCUGUGUGCGCUGGCUGGCGCUGCUGGGGCUGUCUCUGCUGGCGCCCUGCAUGUGCUGCUAUCCACCGCUGCGCGCCUGCCACCGCUGCGGAGAGGCCUGCCGCUGCUGCGGAGGAAAGCACAAGGCCGCGGGCUGAGCGCUGUGUUCUGUGGCCCGAGACGGGCGAAGCGUCACUCACCGCUCGACUGGAGCUUGUGGAGAGAGCGGCCGAGCGCGGAGGAGCUCCUGACGUGAGGAGGAACGUCCUGGAAGCACGGACACCUGGAGGAAGCGCACGUCCACAGCAACACGUCGCAUCUAACUAUGUGAAGAAAUAAUAAUCCUAUCGUGUCUUGUACAGAGAUCUAACAAAGGGAUUCCCGCUCUUGGCUUUUUCGUGCAGUUAUUAACCGUGGCCUUUUCUUUUCGACGCUAUCAGUACUAGGCGGAGAAAGCUCUUGUUUUGCUCCCGCAUCGUGUUUCCUGAAGCAGAGCGCUGAUGUUUUCAAUCGAACAGGCACUUAUUAUAAUCCCACAAGCGCUUCGUCUACAGAAGCUGCUUUCAGACGGUUUAAACGCUGAAGAACAUCCGACACGGAGGACGUCAUUCUCAUGGUGGAAUAUAAGUGUUUAUUUUACAUGCAUGUUUAAAGCUGAUGCCGAAUCUUGUUUUGACUAAUAAUCAGAUGUUUUGUGCAAAGAUGAUCUGUCGGUGUUGUGGGAAAGAACGACGGUUUACUUUCUAUGCAAGUAUGUCCACGAGACGCUCGGCUGUACAUAUCAACACUAUCCCGCAGUGACCGUACGCAUCGUGGUUUGGUUUCACAGCAUCAUGUACAUAAGUCACAUCUUAAUAUUGUUUCACAUUGAAAAGUAGUGGAGACGACGGAGGUUUUAAUGGAGAUUCUCUCUAGUUUUGUAUCGCAGAACGACGGACAGUAAAUAAUGCUCCGAACAAACGUUUUUGAAGCUCGUCUUAUGAAGCUGCUGGAAACAAUCACUAACCGCAUCGCAAGAUUUAAUCGGAUGACUGUUAACCGUGAUCUAGUUCUCCAGUAUGGUUUAACCCUCGCCGCUCUUUUGUGUUGCUUCUUCUGGUGAUCGCUGGCGUCUGUGGAGAACGGCUGAUUUCUGCGGCUCCUCGAGGAUUAUGCAACGCUUUCGCGCGCGUCACGUUGUGUUCAUGUGACUACCAGUUUAAUCAGGUGCUGCUAUUGUUAAUUUUUAUUGGUGUUCUUCUCUAUUCCUGGAAGUAUGGACCGCUUCUCCAGUGGUUGGCUCUUUCGUGGUGUAGUCGUGUGCUGGUGUUCUGCAGUACAGCGGUGUUUCUGAGCCUGUGAACUCGUUUAGUUUUAGUGCCAUCGGCUUCAUUCUCCUCCGUCUGAAGAAGUGCCUCGCUCCGCUUCUCUCGCUUUAUAUCUAUGAAUAGCUAUUUCUAUUAUGGCUUGAAAAUACUAAAUAUAUGAUGUAAUAUUUAUAGUUCAGUAACUCAUGUCAUAGAUGUAUUUUCUGUAUACAGAUGUAGCUUGUUACUUUCAUAAAUAUACAGUGUAAAUAUGCAUACAGAACUGUUUUUAUGUUACAGCAUACACUUAUUACAUCAGUUAACAUUACCAUGAAAAUAAAGAGUUUAAAAUA
Messenger RNA from Cyprinus carpio (common carp), 3431 nucleotides. It is a transcript of the gene spred1, whose product is annotated as sprouty related EVH1 domain containing 1. The record is from RefSeq and is a predicted model, not a curated record. Gene Ontology annotation, cellular component: membrane. The transcript is spliced from 6 exons. Gene Ontology annotation, biological process: negative regulation of MAPK cascade; multicellular organism development. Bases 724 to 1950 code for a protein of 408 amino acids. NCBI's taxonomy places the organism in Eukaryota, Metazoa, Chordata, Actinopteri, Cypriniformes, Cyprinidae. Gene Ontology annotation, molecular function: protein kinase binding.